AUGUCCUCAGGCCACCGGCUGCGGGACGUGGAGCAGCAGCGCCCCCUCCUGGACGAUGAGGAGGUGGCGAGGAGCCCCGCGCCCGGCGAGGCCGAGCGGCUCUGGUUCAUCCAGGACGGCUGCGGCAUGGUGUGCGCCCUCAUCACCUGGUUCCUGGUGCUGUACGCCGACUUCGUGGUCACCUUCGUCAUGCUGCUGCCCUCCAAGAGCUUCUGGUACGCCGUCGUCAACGGGGCGGUGUUCAACAGCCUGGCCGUGCUGGCGCUGGCCUCCCACCUGCGCACCAUGCUGACCGACCCGGGUGCUGUGCCCAAAGGAAACGCCACUAAGAAAUACAUGGAGAGCCUGCAGCUGAAGCCGGGCGAGGUCGUCUACAAAUGUCCCAAAUGCUGCAGCAUCAAACCUGAGCGGGCUCAUCACUGCAGCAUCUGCAAGCGCUGCAUCCGCAAGAUGGACCACCACUGUCCCUGGGUCAACAACUGUGUGGGGGAGAAGAACCAGCGCUUCUUCGUGCUCUUCACCAUGUACAUCGCGUUAACGUCGAGCUACGCUCUCGCUCUGUGUGGGUUCCAGUUCAUCACCUGCGUCAGAGUCCAGUGGAGCGAGUGCAGCGACUUCUCUCCUCCAGUCACUGUCAUGCUAAUGAUCUUCCUCUGUCUGGAGGGCCUCCUCUUCCUCACCUUCACAGCCGUCAUGUUCGGCACGCAGCUGCACUCCAUCUGCAACGACGAGACGGAGAUUGAGCGUCUGAAGAACGAGAAGCCGACGUGGGAGCGUCAGACUCGCUGGGCGGGCAUGAGGUCGGUGUUUGGAGGUCAGCCGUCGCUGCUCUGGUUCAACCCGUUCGCUGGACUCAGACUGCCAACCUUCAUCCCCAAACGCAGCUGGAGGGGUGGGGUUGAGUUCUCCGUCUGACGAACUGUCACUCAACCCCCGGCGAGAUCUCUCCGUCCAACUGAGCUGAACUGAACCAGGGAGGAGGUGAUCACUCUGUGGGGGUGACAGUGUGAACCUGGUGGCUGGUGGAGAAUUCUCCUCCUCCAAGGAGGAGAACAAGCAGUUUCAAGAUGUGAGAUUUUCCUCCAUCUUCAGCGUAAUCUUCUACCUGGAAUCCUCCUGUGGCAGCAGGAGAGAGCGGCCUUCAGCCAGAGGAUCAGGGAUCAGAGUCCUGGAGCUGACACUGGAGAUGGUUUGACUGAUACAAAGCAGCUACAGUGGAGCAGCUUUAAAAUAAUUGAUUUGUUAUUAAUGAGCGAGUCAGCUGUGGUCUGACAGCAGAGUGAAACUUUACUGGAACUCUGUCGAUUUGACUCUCAUGUCUGUUUCAUCCUGGACAGACACAAGCUGCUAUUAGAGGGAUGUUUUAGUGCUUUCCUCUGUUUGUGCAGGAGGAAACUCACAUCACAGUAUCAGUUCAUUUUACACAGUUCAGUCUGUCCACUGCAGUGCAUGAAAGGAAGAUUUCAGUGUUUUGGGCAAAAUACUCCUUUUUCCUCCUUACCUAGACUGAGGCAAGAUCUUCAAUAACGUUUUCACCUCUGUACAUUUGGUGGUUUGGUGCCUAUGAGUAGCAUUAGGUUUAUUUUUCCACUUUGACGGAGCUAGGCUAAUGACUACCACAGACUUCAAGUCUUUGUGCUAAGCUAUCAGGAAAUGCUACCCACAGGAACUGAACCACUGGAUGUACAGAGGAGAAAAUGCUGUCCAACAUCUGGUCUCAGUCUAGAUAAGUCAUAAAAAUAUUGACGUAUUUCUUUAAAGUUCCCAUAUUACACAGAAUUGUUUAUCUCAUCACUUCAUAUCUCAGAAUUUUAACUUUGUAUAUAAAAGCAGAGAGAAUGUGAAAUAUGAAAUUUAAAAGUUUUCGUGACAUCACUCAGGACUGACAGGUAAAAAGCCCCUCCCACUCACUGGCAGGAAGCCCAUCGCCAUGUCUUUUCCUUUUGAAUUAAACAUUUGUCAAAGAGAAGAGAAAACUGUUGAAUUGCAAAGAAGAACAUUAAAGCGCCUCUCCACUCGCUCCUCUUCAACCUGAAA
Molecule: messenger RNA, 2037 nt
Organism: Myripristis murdjan (pinecone soldierfish)
Lineage: Eukaryota; Metazoa; Chordata; Actinopteri; Holocentriformes; Holocentridae
Product: zinc finger DHHC-type palmitoyltransferase 7
Exons: 6
Coding region: 1-915 (304 amino acids)
Molecular function (GO): palmitoyltransferase activity
Source: RefSeq, a predicted model, not a curated record